AUGGUGACCCUCAAGUUGCCCCUGCGGCGCGCUGCAGAUGCGAAGGCCGAGGGCACAAACGACAAUUCACCCAGAACUACCGCAACUGGGUCCACUGCUGCAUCCUCGCACACGUCCAAAGGAGCCAAGGGAGGCGGCAAAUUUUCCACUGGCUUUCUGGCGUCAGCCGCAGGCAUCCAGAGACAGAGGCGGGGACCGCCGGAUGCCUCGCCGGGACCGCCGGAUGCCGCCUUGAAGGUGCAACCGUCGGCUGGGAAGGGACGGUGGCAUGAGGCCUAUUUGCAGGAGUUCCUGCAGAAGGUGGAGGAUGACCCUGUUGCGUUUGAGGAGGACAUCAAGAAGAGCAGGGCCCUUCGAGACCACAGGCUUGAGCAAGAGAACGAGCAGAUGGCGAGCCUGCAGCGUACAAUUCCAGCGGAGGAUGAUCUGUCAUUGUCGCCCCCUGAUUCUGGUCCCGUACAUGGCUCGAUCUUCAAAUGUGAAUCAAUUAUUGUGCACCUGUGA
Symbiodinium sp. CCMP2592 is the source of this 504-nucleotide messenger RNA. NCBI's taxonomy places the organism in Eukaryota, Dinophyceae, Suessiales, Symbiodiniaceae. The record is from the annotation of a GenBank genome assembly.